ACCGCUAUUUACCUAGGGAUUCGAACUACAAACCUCAUCAGCAUCACUAUAUUAUAAUACUAACCCAACAGACAGAUUCAUAAAAAUGGAUGAAGAUGAUCAAAAAGUAGCCAUAAUGCGAAAAGCAUUUCAAAUGUUUGACACUUCCAAAUCGGGAUUCAUUGAUACACUAAAAAUAAGUACUAUAUUAAAUACCAUGGGUCAAUUGUUUGAUGAUUCCGAAUUAAAUGAACUAAUAGAAGAAGUUGAUCCAGAUGCCACAGGUAAAGUCAACUUUGAUGGAUUUUGCAAAAUUGCUGCCCAUUUUCUUGAAGAAGACGAUGCUGAAGCUAUGCAAGAAGAAUUAAAAGAAGCUUUCAGACUUUAUGAUCGAGAAGGUAAUGGAUAUAUAACAACUGCUACUUUAAGAGAAAUAUUAGCAGCAUUGGAUGAUAAACUUGGUCCAGAAGACUUGGAUGGUAUCAUUGCUGAAAUUGAUACUGAUGGAUCAGGCACUGUUGAUUUUGAUGAAUUCAUGGAAAUGAUGACAGGAGAAUAAAAUUACAAGACAAAGAUUUUACUUGAGGAUGUGAAUUUUUUUUCUUUUUAAUGGAAACAAUUGAUAAUUAUAAUAAACCAUCUCCAUAUAUCUGCA
Sipha flava (yellow sugarcane aphid) is the source of this 634-nucleotide messenger RNA. It is a transcript of the gene TpnC25D, whose product is annotated as troponin C. Gene Ontology annotation, molecular function: calcium ion binding; enzyme regulator activity. The coding region runs from base 86 to 538 and encodes 150 amino acids. The record is from RefSeq and is a predicted model, not a curated record. The transcript is spliced from 5 exons. Lineage: Eukaryota; Metazoa; Arthropoda; Insecta; Hemiptera; Aphididae.